ACAAGGAAACACAUUCAGAUCAACAAAAAACGAUUGGAACAACACUGUUUCUGCUAUGGUUAAACUGUAUUUGAUUGGUUUAUUUAUGUUUUAUUUCGCAUCAACAAUUCGCUCAGCAUUGGCUGAAAACACAGACGCCAAUUUUGGCUAUAAUCCAAUCGAAACACAGCGCGCAGAAUGCACUCUCAUUUCGGGAGAUGUUCGGGCUAGUGCGGAGGCGAGUGUUUCACGAAAACUUGAAGGAUUCUGCGGAACAGAACACUUAAGUCGUGCAUUUGGCAAUUUGGAGUAUCGAUUGCUAACUGAAAUAAAUCACCUGAGAAGCAUGAUAAAUCUAUUACUGCCACCACUGUAUCAGCAGCAUUAUUUCGCUCAGCCACAGCCCCACCUCUAUCAGCCAUUGCCAUCGCCGUCAACGAACUCAACGAAUGUUGUAAAGUCAACGCAAUUUUCGCCAUCUGAGAAGAGUUCGAAAGUAUCGGAAAUCGGUUCACAUCAAUCGAAUGAAAUUCAAAAUGAAAGCCCAUUUGCUGUGGGAACGUCGGCACCGUCCACUGAUGCUCCGAACCAAAAAGAGGCGACCACAAUUCAAGAAUCGACAGAAGUAACCGUUUUACCAACCGAAAGGCAACUAGAAUUCAAGCCAGUACAGAAGAAACCGCAUGACAGAAGCAAAUCCAAUCAAAAAACUAAAACCGGACCGCGUGAAUUUGAAAUAAAUAAAUUGAAUAAUACAAUUCAGCUCGGGGCCGAUCUACAGAUUUUCACGUACUAUUGGAAAAUUGAGCAUUUUUCGGAGAAAUUGAAAUCAAACAUAUCAACCAUAAGCAGUCCGAUAUUCUCGAUUUCCGGUCUUUUCUUACGCGUUACAGCCACACUGAACCAUUUGAGCCGAGAUUAUUUGUACUUGCAAUUGGAACAAGUGUCAUCUGGAAAGGGUGCGGAUAAAUCAAAUAUCAUCUUGAAAACGGGAGAUUUAUUCAAAAAAAUUCAAACAAAAUUCGAGUUCAAACACAAAAUCGCCAUUCUUGAUCAAGUGACUCCAACAAACGAUUUGAUUUCCCAUGAAUUUGCCAACACAAGUCAAGGAUUUUUAGUGCCCAAUAGUGCCAUUCUCUUGGGCCCUUAUUCAAAAGGUGACAUUCUACUCGUAAAAAUCGUCAUGAAUCUCUGAUUGAGACGUCACCCAACGGCUGAGUGUGUUCAAAUUUUAGUGGCCAAUGAAUGGAAUAAAAUUAGAGUGUUACAUACAAAACACAAUCGAUUCA
Sitodiplosis mosellana (orange wheat blossom midge) is the source of this 1268-nucleotide messenger RNA. RefSeq lists its product as uncharacterized. NCBI's taxonomy places the organism in Eukaryota, Metazoa, Arthropoda, Insecta, Diptera, Cecidomyiidae. The transcript is spliced from 5 exons. Gene Ontology annotation, molecular function: protein binding. The record is from RefSeq and is a predicted model, not a curated record. The coding region runs from base 56 to 1174 and encodes 372 amino acids.